AUGUGCCUUUUCCUGACGAACCUCGAAAUCCCCAUCGUUACUACGGCGCUGAUGAGCAUCACCAAGGAAAUCGGCGGUCUGGACAAGGUCUACUGGAUUAUCGCGGGAUACAUGCUGGGCUACGUCGGUGUGCUUGUCAUUACAGCUAAGAUCAGCGAUCUAUUCGGUCGCAAAUCGAGCCUUCUGGCUGCUGUGGGCUGUUUCAUCGUGUUCUCUGGGGCUUGCGGUGGCGCGCAAACAAUCAACCAGCUGAUUAUCUUUCGCGCUUUCCAAGGCAUUGGAGGUGCUGGCAAUUACUCGCUGUGUACGACAAUUGUGCUUGAACUUGUUCCGCCGGCGAAGUAUGCGUUAUAUACCAGUUCGCUUUCUGUGGUCUACGCCAUCUCCCUGCUGCUGGGACCGAUCCUCGGGGGCGCCAUCUCAGAAACCAACUGGCGAUGGAUCUUCUGGUUGAACCUCCCACCUGCCGCCCUGGCCGGACUGGCGAUUAUUACCAUGCUCCCUAACCGAUUCCCAAAUCACCACAAACCUCGGACGACCGACAUUUCAUUCAAGAAUUCUCUCAUCGACGGUGUUCGACGGCUGGAUUUCAUUGGCUCGAGCCUGCUUCUCAUCGCCACUGUAUGUCUGGCCGCACCGCUGGAGGAAGCCAACCGGCAGUUUUCCUGGCGAUCUGCCUUUACAAUCGUGAUGCUGAUCAUUUCUGGUCUUUCCUGGAUAAUCUUCUUGCUAUGGGAGCGACGCGUGACGCUGUCGAAGGGACUGGUCGAGCCUGUCUUUCCCUGGCGAUUUGCGCAGAAUCGCGUGUGGAUGGGGAUGCUUCUUAAUGCCAUCUGUCUCGGCGGGACCUGGUUCGUCACAAUUUUCCAGCUCCCCCAGCGCUUUCAGAUCGUGAAUGGCCUCUCUCCCCUACAGGCCGGCAUCCGCUUCAUUCCCUUCACCGUGGCGGCGCCUAUCGGGUCUAUCAUGGCCCCCAUGCUGGCGAAGAUCUUCAAGCUUCCAGUGCUGUAUUUUGUCAUCGCGGCCUCUUUCAUCCAAGUCAUCGCUUAUGCACUUCUGUCGACCUUGCCCGAUGAUGUGACCAUCGCCGCGAAACAGUAUGGUUAUCAAGUCCUGGCCGGCUAUGGCUGCGGCAUCAACAUCGCCGUGUUAGUUCUCAUGACGCCCUUUACCAUCGAGCCGCAAGACAAAGCCGUGGCCAUGGGCGCCGUUGCUCAAUUCCGCGUCAUGGGAGGCACAAUUUGCCUCGCCAUUGUCACAGCCGCAUCGCAGGGAUUUCUCCGAUCGCGCCUCGGAAAUGAGCUUCCGCCCAGCCAAGUAGAAUCGAUUCUCCAAUCAACUGAGAUGCUCACUUCCCUUUCUCCGGCCGCUCAAACUCUCGUGCGCCAAGCGUACUCGGCCAGUUACAACCUGCAAAUGAAAGUCCUGGCCGGGUUUGCAGGGGGGCAGGUCAUUGCCUCGGGGCUGAUGUGGCAGAAACAGCAGGUGAUGGUCUGA
Molecule: messenger RNA, 1497 nt
Organism: Aspergillus steynii IBT 23096
Lineage: Eukaryota; Fungi; Ascomycota; Eurotiomycetes; Eurotiales; Aspergillaceae
Product: MFS general substrate transporter
Exons: 4
Coding region: 1-1497 (498 amino acids)
Biological process (GO): transmembrane transport
Cellular component (GO): membrane
Molecular function (GO): transmembrane transporter activity
Source: RefSeq, a predicted model, not a curated record